AUGGCAGACAAGGGAAACUUGUGGGAAGAUCUGCGGCGUCAAGCACGACAGCUGGAAAAUGAAAUUGAUCUCAAACUGGUAUCCUUUAGCAAGCUGGGCACCACAUACUCUUCACACAGAAACUAUGAGAGUGACUCUGCCCCCUUGCUGGACAAGACCAACAGUGAACACAUGUUUGAUACCAUGGCUAUGGAAAUAUCACAGCUGUUAUCUAAGCUGACGGAGGUCAAUGACAGAAUGGUGGAGUACACUCAGAACAUCUCCAACUCCUCACCAAGUGCUGCCUUACUGCACACCUUGCAGAGACACCGGGACAUCCUGCAGGACUACUCCCACGAGUUCCAGAAGAUUACAGCAAACAUUGCUUCUCUUAGGGAACGGGAAGAUCUCUUGGGUUCUGUGAGGAGAGACAUCAACUCUUACAAAAACUCUGGAUUAAACAGGCGGUCUGAUUUAUACCUGAAAGAAAAUGAGCACAUACGGAACUCAGAAAGAUUGGUCGAUGAGCAAAUAAACAUUGCCAUAGCAACCAAAGAGAACCUGCAGUCCCAGGGCAGACUACUGACAUCAAUCACACAUAAAAUUAAUACUUACACCAAUCGGUUUCCAGUCAUCAACAGCCUUGUACAGAGAAUCCAUUUCCGCAGGAGGAGAGACUCAAUUAUCGUAGCCCUCGUCAUUGCUGUUUGCAUCAUCCUUCUAAUACUGUAUGCUUUCCACUGA
Messenger RNA from Candidula unifasciata, 723 nucleotides. NCBI's taxonomy places the organism in Eukaryota, Metazoa, Mollusca, Gastropoda, Stylommatophora, Geomitridae. The record is from the annotation of a GenBank genome assembly.